Thelazia callipaeda (thelaziosis nematode) is the source of this 513-nucleotide messenger RNA. The record is from the annotation of a GenBank genome assembly. Lineage: Eukaryota; Metazoa; Nematoda; Chromadorea; Rhabditida; Thelaziidae.
AUGGUAUCGGUUUUUGGUAUAUUAUUUUAUAUAUUAUUGCUCUAUUUUGGUUUUACGCAGUGUCAGCUUUCUUUGACGAAUUUUAUACGGCCUGCUGUGCGCCUCGACACUUCUUACGUAAACUCACGUAAACUAAGAACACGAGAAGAAACUAUUGCUGAUACACGUCUUCGAAAGUGUUGUGCUCAUUUAACUGAUGCAGACCAUGACUGCAAAACUAAAUAUUGCAGUUUUGAUGUCCUCAGUUCUUUUAAUGCAAUGGUUUUCCUAUCAAAGUGUGGCUCGAAAGGAUUAACAGUAACUGAGAUGUGGAACUGUGCAUCAUCUCGUCAUGAUCACACAAGGUGCUGUCAACAGAGCGGUGUUAUUUCGAACUGCAUUUCAUAUUGUAAAGCAGAUGGAAUUCCUGAUAAAACAUCAAAUUAUACGAAAUGCUUGAAAUAUUUAGAACCAAUUAAAAGAUGCUUUCAAAAAUAUUUGGCUCAUAACAGGAAUUUGUUUGGUGAAUUGUAG